Ostreobium quekettii is the source of this 534-nucleotide messenger RNA. The record is from the annotation of a GenBank genome assembly. Lineage: Eukaryota; Viridiplantae; Chlorophyta; Ulvophyceae; Bryopsidales; Ostreobiaceae.
AUGCCACACUGCCAUGCACAACGAGCACCAAUUCAUCGAUGCCAAUCCAACGACAGCUCUUAUCUAUUCAGCCCUGUCUCUUCGGCGUGCCACCUGAGCCAUCCAUAUAUAUGGAGCGUUGUGUGGCAGACUGUGGAAAUCCUGUUGGAAUUCGUAUGCCUUUCAGGGCAGUACUUUGCCCCUGAGCCUUUGGCGAUGAUGGGGCCACUCAAGCGUUAUCAGGCGUUCGGGCACGCUGUACCCAUUUUGGGGCAACCGGUGCAGAUGAGAGCUUUUGCCACAGGUGGCAAACUGCCAACCUGGUCGCUUAUGGGCCGACCAGUGCAUGAUAGGGCUGUUGGGCUUUGGCAUACAGCAGUUGUGGCACAUAGCAAUGCAAAAGGAUUAAACAUCAACUUGGUCCAGCCAUCUUUGACAGAGAUGAAUUCGUUGACAUGCAGCACAGCGCUGUGGUGCUGUUGCACUGUUCGCUGCUUCUGCAGGGGCCCUGGCUUGAGCAGUGCAAGAAAAGUACCACAUGCGCAUGCGAACUAG